This is a messenger RNA of Micropterus dolomieu (smallmouth bass), 2645 nucleotides long. RefSeq names its product RAB30, member RAS oncogene family (gene rab30). Gene Ontology annotation, biological process: Rab protein signal transduction. The record is from RefSeq and is a predicted model, not a curated record. The transcript has 5 exons. Bases 561 to 1172 code for a protein of 203 amino acids. Gene Ontology annotation, cellular component: trans-Golgi network. NCBI's taxonomy places the organism in Eukaryota, Metazoa, Chordata, Actinopteri, Centrarchiformes, Centrarchidae. Gene Ontology annotation, molecular function: GTP binding; GTPase activity.
CCUAUUCUGUUUCCUAGCAACCAACGCCAAACCCUAAAACUUUACAUUUACUGAUAAAGGUGGUUAAUUUUCGAUGGCAUUACAUUGGUUUGAUUUUGUUUUAAAAUAUCAUACAGAUACCACUCUUAUCCACUCACAAAAGCGCGUAUUUUCACUAGACGAGGCUCGCUGUAACGUUAAGCAACAGGACCACUAAGUUAAGCUAGCACAAGAAUAAUAGUAACUUAGAAGUCGUAUGGCACUACUAUUAGACCUGUGUGUCCUUCCAACGUAACUAACCCAAAUACUUCAAUAAUAUGCAGUUCCUUCUGAAGUAACGUUAUAGCACUUGAGUAGAUAUACUGAGUAGCUUUGCAUGCGAGCUGAUGACAUCAUUGAGUUCAGUCCUCCUCCUCCUCCUCCUCCUCCUCCUCUAUCACACGGGCUGCUGCUGAGCUGCUGAAGAUACACAGCCAGAGGAAUAAUGCCCUGCCCAGCAGUGGCUUUGCCUAUUUGAUGAGGUGACCUAUGCAUACCAAGUGGUUAUAAGUCCGGGGAUACCCCCGUGUUUUUUGUUUAGCAUGAGCAUGGAGGAUUAUGACUACCUGUUCAAAAUAGUUCUGAUAGGAAAUGCCGGAGUUGGGAAGACAUGUCUUGUCCGGCGCUUUACUCAGGGCCUUUUCCCACCUGGACAAGGGGCUACUAUUGGAGUAGAUUUCAUGAUUAAAACAGUGGAAAUUAAAGGGGAGAAGGUCAAGCUGCAGAUAUGGGACACAGCUGGACAGGAGAGAUUUCGCUCCAUUACUCAGAGUUAUUACCGUAGUGCCAACGCCCUCAUUCUUACGUACGACAUUACCUGUGAGGACUCCUUCAGGUGCCUUCCAGAGUGGCUGAGGGAGAUUGAGCAGUAUGCCAACAACCAAGUGGUGACUAUAUUAGUCGGUAAUAAAAUUGAUCUGGCAGAGAAGAGAGAGGUUCUCAGACAGAGGGCUGAAGACUUCGCUGAUGCUCAGAGCAUGCUGUAUCUGGAGACCUCGGCCAAAGAGUCCGACAACGUUGAGAAACUUUUCCUCGACCUGGCCUGCGAACUCAUUCGAGAGGCCAAGCAGAACAAGCUGGAUAACACUGACACUGCCCCAAUGCCCGGCGAGGGUAAAACCAUCAGUUACUUGAACUGCUGCAGCCUCAAUUAAAGAGUGCUCAGCGUUCCUUUGGCCUUGUUAUCUCAGUAGCCAUUGACUGUAGAGGGCAGAUGGCUGAGCCCCAAUGCCUCCGUCCCUCUUAAAAUGGCAUAAAGCCACUUCUUAGUCCCGUCAUUUCUAGUCCCAUGCCUUUUUUAAGCUGUACAAAGGAGUUAAGUCAACUUUAGUUUGGCCUUUCAGGAACAAGCAUUUUAAGAUGCUGCCAUUAUGGAGAACAUUGUCCACAAUGCAGCAGGAUAUUAAGUAUGUCUGCCUGAUGCAUCCAGGAAUCUCAUUAGGGCUCCAUUUUGUCCUCUUCAUGGUUCAAAUAGAAAUUUCUUCAUCAUUUUUUAGGAUCCAUUUUCAUUAAACAUCAAUAUUCACCAGCAGUAUUAUGUGAGUAAAAAGUUCUACCAGGUGUUUUGUUACAGAUUCCACAAAGCAGACAAGUGUCAUGAUGAUUGGAGGUUAUCAAUGGUGACAAUAUGUUUACAUACAAAAUGUUUUUGAGAUUAACAAGACGGAUCAAGUUUGCAAACUUAGCCUAAAAUCUGUUGCACAAUCAUUUAUUUCCCACUAGUUUCUUCUACGAGAAUCGCAUACAAUUUCAUUAACUUUCAGUAUAUCAUCUCUGAGUAGUUGUUUGCACCUGUCAUUACAAACUGUGAAAUAUGUGUUCCCAAUAGAAGAUUUUUACUUGCUGCUAAAAUAUGUUUUUAUGUCAGAUAGCAUAAACGGAAACACACGUAUAAAGUAUCAAUACUAUAUUGAAACAGUAUUCUGUGACACCCAUCUUUUUUUUUUACUACAUACAUACUUGCAGUGCUUGCAAUUAGUCAGUUGAUAUAGGUUGAAGCAGUUGAAAAGGCAUCAGAUAUUGUCAGUUAUCAAUAGAAAUGAUAAACACUUUAAUCAAUUUACUUUUUUUUGACCAUCAGCUGUUUCUUUUAUCCAUAGACGUGAAUAUUUCUGCCUUUGUUGUUGCUGCCUAGCCAUGAAAUUGUAUCACUUCUUAUUUGUUUGAAGGAGUGUGUUCAUGUAGUUUCGUAUGAUUUGUACUUCAUAUGCUUUUAUUGUGAAAUUUCUUGACCGUCCAGCAUGUUUUGCCAUAAUUUGUAGUGUCUAACUUUAUCUUUCAUAUAUUUACCAUAACUGUAAUGUACUGUAUUGCACAAUGCCAUAUACUGCACACAUUUUUGUUGUAACAUUUUGUCUUUUGUUGUACAGACAUGUAGUGUAUCUUGGCACUUUGCUUUUAUACUUUUUGUGUUCAGUAAUCCUUUUGUACAACAUGGCUAGCGUUUUGUUUUGCCUUUUACAUUAGAUUUAGCAGCAGUUACUUAUUGUUAAUCCCUUGCAUCUUCUUGUCGACGCAAUAUGGCAAAGGAAAACACUAAUGGGAUGUUGUGCUUCUUUUCCUUUAUGUGUACAAAAUAAUCCCUAAAAGAUACUCUGUAUAACAUUAAAUAAUCCCACUAAAUAGCU